CAGCUGAUGAGUCGGCGGGAAUCAGUACAGACUGGCACUUGGAGCAGAGACUUCCUCACAUCAACACCACAUUUCCUCCAUUAUUUCUACAUCAAGUAUUAGCUGAAAUCUACCAAAGUCAAGAUGAUGCUGUUGGUCCUUGCAGCUGUGAUCUCCAUGGCAACUGCCGGAGUUCUACCUCAUAACAAGGAGUGGGAAAUGUGGAAACUACAACACGGAAAGCAAUAUGCGACAGAAGCUGAAGAGUACAGCCGCAGGUUCAUUUUUGAGAAGAACACCAUCAAGAUCGCAGAGCACAACAUCAGGGCCAGUCUGGGCAUGCACUCCUACACUCUGGCUAUGAACAAGUUUGGAGACAUGCACCACGAGGAAUUCCACCAAAGGAUCAUGGGAGGAUGUCUGAAGAUCGUGAAAGUCAACAAGCCUCUGCUGGGGUCAGAGUUGAAGGAUGAUGAUGACAAUGGUACUCUCCCCAAGUCUGUGGACUGGAGGAACUCUCACAUGGUGUCAGAGGUCAAAGAUCAGGGAGAGUGUGGAUCUUGCUGGGCUUUCAGUACGACGGGGUCCCUGGAGGGACAGCACGCUAACAAGACAGGUCAGCUGGUAGACCUGAGUGAACAGCAGCUGGUGGACUGUUCCAAGGACUUUGGUAACCAGGGGUGCGGGGGUGGUCUGAUGGACCAGGCCUUCCAGUACAUCAAGGCUAACGGGGGACUGGAUACUGAGGAGUCCUACCCAUACACCGCUACGGAUGACAAACCCUGCAAGUUUGACAACUCCUCCGUCGGUGCCACCCUGGUUGGCUACAAGGAUGUGAAGUCUGGUAACGAGCACGCGCUGAAGAGGGCUGUCGCUACCGUUGGGCCCAUCUCUGUGGCAAUUGACGCUGGUCACGAAUCCUUCCAGUUUUAUUCUUCAGGAGUGUACGAUGAACCACAGUGCAGCACUGAGCAGCUCGAUCAUGGAGUUCUGGUGGUGGGCUAUGGGGCCAUGAAUGACAACAGUCAUCAGGCGUUCUGGAUUGUAAAGAACAGCUGGGGUCCGAACUGGGGAGACCAAGGCUACAUCAUGAUGUCUCGCAACAAGGACAACCAGUGCGGCAUCGCCACAUCGGCCAGCUAUCCUCUGGUGUAAUGCCUGGGCAUCGUGCAGACUUCUUCAUACAAGCUUGUGUUUGGCACACUUGGGCAGGGUUCUAAUGUACAUACCGCAUCCAUGCAAAUAUAGAGUUUUUUUAAAGAGGAAAAACGCAGAUUACUUCCAUUAGGUGGGGAUUAACUGAAAAUGACUUCAGAUUCUACAGGAUUUGUGGUAAUUGAUUUUUAGGUUCCUGCAGGAGUAAAAAAUCACGAGGCGUUUCAACUGUAAUUUUUACUGGCUUUUGUAACUACUGAACCCUGUCCAAGAGGUUUUUUUAAUAGAAAGGGAUUUACCACUGCCAAGCUGAUGACUGUUACCUAUACAUAUCUCAACAGUUGUGUACAGUAAGGUAUUAAUACAUUAGGUUACGUAAAAAAUUUUUCAAAUUACAUAGACAUUUUAAGGUUGUAUUUAAGUGAGAGUCAUAUUUGUGUACUCUCGUUUUACCUCUGUGAUGCAUAGAAAUUAGACAUAUUUUAUGGUGUUGUUUGGAGCUGGAUUUCAUUGGAGCUUUUCUUUAGGGAGCUGGGUUUUCUCAUAACAGUAUUUCUCUACUUGUAUGACACUUAUUGAAGACAAUAAAGACGCACAUUGUAUACAAUA
Branchiostoma belcheri (Belcher's lancelet) is the source of this 1743-nucleotide messenger RNA. Its product is annotated as cathepsin L1-like. Gene Ontology annotation, biological process: immune response. Gene Ontology annotation, cellular component: lysosome. The transcript has 9 exons. Bases 124 to 1134 code for a protein of 336 amino acids. NCBI's taxonomy places the organism in Eukaryota, Metazoa, Chordata, Leptocardii, Amphioxiformes, Branchiostomatidae. Gene Ontology annotation, molecular function: cysteine-type endopeptidase activity. The record is from RefSeq and is a predicted model, not a curated record.